This is a messenger RNA of Scophthalmus maximus (turbot), 2729 nucleotides long. It is a transcript of the gene ssbp3b, whose product is annotated as single stranded DNA binding protein 3b. Gene Ontology annotation, molecular function: single-stranded DNA binding; protein binding. Gene Ontology annotation, cellular component: nucleus. The transcript is spliced from 18 exons. The coding region runs from base 225 to 1376 and encodes 383 amino acids. Gene Ontology annotation, biological process: positive regulation of transcription by RNA polymerase II. The record is from RefSeq and is a predicted model, not a curated record. NCBI's taxonomy places the organism in Eukaryota, Metazoa, Chordata, Actinopteri, Pleuronectiformes, Scophthalmidae.
GCCACGGCGCGCUCUCAUUGGCUGCGCGGAGCAUCCGUCGGCGCCGGGGCCCGCCUCUUCCCCCCGCGGACCCAGCCUCGGUUGAGUCGUCGGGUUGAGCAGGAGUGCGGUUGGAGUGCGAGAGGGUCGCGGCCGCGAUGAUCUGACAGAUGAAAUAGCUACAAAAAAGAAAAGAAAAAGGAAAGAAAGACGAGAGCAGGCGGGCGUGCUCCCUCACGAAAACCAUGUUCCCCAAAGGAAAAGGCACCCCGGUGCCGUCGGACGGCCAGGCGCGAGAGAAGUUGGCUCUAUACGUCUAUGAGUAUUUGUUACACAUAGGAGCACAGAAGUCUGCACAGACCUUCUUAUCAGAGAUACGAUGGGAGAAAAACAUAACACUCGGAGAACCCCCCGGAUUCCUCCAUUCCUGGUGGUGUGUAUUCUGGGACCUGUAUUGUGCCGCACCGGAGAGGAGGGAGACAUGUGACCACUCCAGCGAAGCAAAAGCCUUCCAUGAUUACAGUGCAGCAGCAGCCCCCAGUCCUGUGAUGGGAGGGAUGCCCCCCGGUGAGGGCAUGCCGGGAGGACCAAUGCCACCCGGCUUUUUCCAGGGUCCUCCUGGUCCCCAGGGCUCUCCUCACCCUCAGCCUCCUCCCCCUAAUAGUAUGAUGGGACCUCACAGUCAGUCCUUUAUGUCGCCUCGCUUUGCUGGAGGCCCAAGAGGUCCCCCCAUCAGGAUGGCCAACCAGCCGCCAGGCGGAGGCCCAGGCCCUCAUCCCAUGCUGACUAACAUGGACCCCACACGACCACAAGGUCAUCCUAACAUGGGGCCAAUGCAGAGAAUGAGUGGCCCUCGGGGCAUGGGACCUAUGGGGCCCGGUCCUCAGAAUUUCGGUGGUGGGAUGAGGCCUCCACACAACGCCAUGGGUCCUGGUAUGCCAGGAGUGAACAUGGGCCCAGGGACUGGCCGACCAUGGCCCAAUCCCAACAAUGCCAACUCUAUGCCUUAUUCAUCACCCUCUCCCGGCGCGUAUGGGGGGGCAUCCGGAGGAGGAGGACCCCCUGGAACUCCCAUCAUGCCCAGCCCCGCAGACUCCAACAACUCUGGUGACAAUUUGUACACCAUGAUCAACACUGGACCUGGCAACCGAAAUAAUUUCCCCAUGGGCCCCGGCUCUGACGGGCCCCUGGGAGCCAUGGCUGGGAUGGAACCACACCACAUGAACGGAUCACUAGGCUCUGGUGAUAUGGAUGGCAUGAACAAGAAUUCCCCAAACAAUUUAAGUGGCAUUAGCAAUCCUCCCGGGACCCCGAGGGAUGACGGGGAGCUGAGUGGAAACUUCCUCCACUCCUUUCAGAGCGAGAACUACUCUCCAACCAUGACGAUGAGUGUGUGACCUUCCCCCCUCUCCAGCCUAUCCAACAUUAUUUGCCAUCUUUCCAAGGAUCUGAACUCACUAUAGGACACAGCCAAACACAGCAGCACUGAAUCAGGGAAGGGCGCCACAUUGGUUCCACGCUCACGCCAGAAUACGGAUUGGAGAAAAUCUAAAUGGCUGGUGACUACUGGUCCUUGCUCAAAAAAUGAAGGACAAAUUUCUCCAUUAAUCACGACCCCAUGUGUGACAAAACCAGCUACUGAAAUGCAUACAUGACACGUUUUUAUGUUCUCUGCCGAGCCCUCGUAUCCCCCUCUUAGUCCCCUCGGCCCAGAGCGAAGAGAGGAAAAAAAUGGUUGAAGUUGACCUCUUGUACUUUUUAAUUAUUGCUUUGUGGUGCAAGAUGUGCAGGAAAAUGUCUCCGCUUUUGUCAUUUAAAACACUGGAGAGUGUGCAUAUGCAUUGUGUGCUCGGAAAGUCUUUGUCUUUGUCCUUUUACUUAUCGCCAUGCAUCCUGUGUCACAAGUCAGUUGACAUCGGACUCAGAAUUUGCCUUUACCCUGUGGCCACCUCUCUGAAUAAUGUACUAUUCUUCCCAAUGCCCACUUUUCUAUUUAAAGAAGGUUUUUGAAAGGGGGAAACGAUGUGAAAGAAUACAGCUUUUAUUGUGACGACCCUUCACAGUAUGAAAGUGCUCAGAUGGUUCUUGCAAUGUCCAAUUGAUCCCAUGUGAUCAAUUUUCAGUCUGUUACCGUUGACAGCAAUGCUUCUCUGUCCUCUCUGCGGUUUUGAUUUAAAACAGCUGGACCGCUGUCGCGUCCUGUCAGGAGGAAACCAGACCUGGGCAUGAGGAGCGAGUGCAUGAACGCUGAGAAUCUGUGUACAACAUACUACCUAGUGCUGCUCUCGUGGAAGCCCGCUUUAAGAUAUGGUGUAUAUCUCUUUACUUGCCUGUGCUUAACACUCUGUGCUCUUCAUUGUCGUAACCGUCUGUGUUAUUUCGUCUUUGGUUGAUUAUGAUGAAAUGGCUAUGAAUGAGCUACCCAUUUGAAUCUGAUACAUAUUGGUUGUUCAUACUCCCUCAGAAUCACCCCCCCUCCCCCAUUUUUUUUUAAAUAUUUUGAUACAAUCUUUGACUAUCUAUAUUGCCCCAGUUAUUCAGUUAGUCAAAGCUUUCUAAACUGAUUCUAGUAGGCAUCAUUAUAAACUUAGCAGCAGUCUUGUAAAUGUGAUGAGAAUUAUUUUUCCUUUUUUUCUUCCUGUGAACAUUAUGCAUUAUACACAUCUGUCCUAUGUUGCCUUUAUUUGCUGAUAUUUUUUUAUUUCAAAUUGAGGAAAGAUUGCUUGUUAAUAUAAUUUUACAAUAACUUA